Molecule: messenger RNA, 2900 nt
Organism: Cuscuta europaea
Lineage: Eukaryota; Viridiplantae; Streptophyta; Magnoliopsida; Solanales; Convolvulaceae
Source: the annotation of a GenBank genome assembly
GUAAAUUCUGUUUCUAAGAAGAAAGAUGGGGGCUUUCCUGGAUAUCUUCGAAAGUUCCAGUUGAAAGUCAGGAAUGCGAGGGGGAAAAUCCGAUCUUGUGCUUCAUCUACCGGAGAAACUCUCCCCUAAAUCUCUCUUAAAACUCCUAAAAUGCGAGAAGAACCCAAGCUCGGCACUCUCCCUGUUUGAUAUUGCGAGUCAGCAUCCCAGGUAUGCUCACGAUGAGGCCGUCUUUCAGUACAUCCUCCGUCGCCUCUCUACCGACCGAAGAUUUGUCCCACACCUUUCUCGGAUCACUGAGAUGAUUCGGGCUCAGAAAUGCCCAUAUUCCGAGGAUUUAGCUCUCGCUGCUAUCAAAGCAUACUCCAAAAACUUCAUGGUUGAUAAAGCGAUAGAGGUUUUUCAAAAUAUGAAGGAGUAUUUUGGCUGUCUACCCGGGGUCAGGUCUUACAACAGCAUGCUCAAUGCUUUCUUGGUUUCAAACCAACUGGAUAAAGCAACAUUGUUUUUCAAACACUUUGAGGCAAUGCCCGUUUCUCCCAACACUGAAACUUACAAUAUCUUGAUUACGAUUGCGUGUAAAAGGCGGAAACUUCGCCAGGCGAAAGAGCUUCUGAAUUUGAUGUGGGAUAGGAAUUUGAACCCAGAUGUGUAUAGUUAUGGAACAUUGAUCAAUGGACUUGCCAAGAAUGGCGAUCUGAAUGAGGCAUCAGAAGUGCUUGAAGAAAUGUUUGACAGAGGAGUGAUACCAGAUGUGAUGUGUUACAAUAUUUUAAUGGAUGGGCAUUUUAAAAAGAGCGACUCCAUAGCUGCUAAGCAGAUAUGGGACAGGUUAAUACAUAGUGAGUUAGCUUAUCCAAAUGCAGUUAGUUAUAAUGUGAUGAUCAGCGGCCUAUCUAGAUGUGGGAAAUUCAGCGAGGCAUUGGAAAUAUGGAACCGAAUGAAGAUAAAUGAGGUAAAAAUGGAUGUCUACACAUACAGCUCAUUAAUUCACGGGUUGUGUGAGUCAGGGGAUAUCAAUGGGGCUGAGAGACUCUAUAAGGAGAUGACUGAGAGUGGGGUAUUACCAGAUGUUGUCAUUUAUAAUGCAUUACUUGAUGGGUACUUCAAGUUUAAGAAUAUUAACUCUUGUUUUGAUCUAUGGGAGUUAAUGGGGAAUGAAGACUGUCGAAAUGUUUGUAGUUUUAAUAUAUUUAUGAGAGGUUUGUUUGAGAAGGGAAUGGUGGAGGAAGCCAUUUCUGUUUUAGGCCUCUUACAUGAAAAUGGCUAUGCUGCUGACCAAAUGACAUAUGGGAUUUUGGUUCACGGGGUUUGCAAAAAUUCAAAUGUAAACAUGGCUCUAAAGGUGCUAAAGAAAACAGAAGAGGGUAAAGGAGAGCCAGAUUCUUAUAUUUAUUCGUCUAUCAUUAAAGGGUUGUGCAGUGAAGGAAGAUUAUGUGAAGCAGCUAGCAUAAUUGAUCAGAUGGGAAAGAGUGGGCGGAAAGUAAACCCAUCUAUUACAAAUGCACUACUUAGUGUUUUAAUCCAAGGUAAUAAGAUUGGUGACGCAUUAAUUUUUUUUGAUGAGCUAGGAAAUGGUAAAAAUUUCUUAAUAAAUGUAGUAACCUACAACAUCCUUGUUGAUGGUUUAUGCAAAGCUGAAAGAUUUGAUGAAGCCUAUGACACUGUCAAGGAUAUGCUUCAAAAAGGGUGGAAGCCAGACGUCAUCACAUAUAGCUUAUUAAUCAACGGUCUAUGCAAAUCUGGAAAGUUAGACAUGGGAAUGAACUUGUGGGGCCUUGUUCUGAAAACAGAGGGUAUUAAGCCCGAUACAACUAUGGGUAAUAUUAUGAUUCAUGGGCUUUGUUCUGCUGGAAAACUUGAACAAGCAAUGCAUAUGUAUCUGAAGAUGCAACAGUCGGGUUGUGUACCCAAUCUAGUCACACUCAACACUCUCAUGGAGGGAUUUUACAAAGUUAGGGACAGGCGAAAUGCCAUCGUGAUUUGGGCCCGAAUUUUCAGAGGCGGGUUUUUGCCCGAUAUUAUUUCUUACAAUAUUGCUCUUAAAGGGCUUUCUUUUUGCAAUCGUAUAUCCGAUGCCGGAUUGUUCUUGAAUGAUGCUCUGAGUAGGAAGGUGUACCCCACUGUGAUUACAUGGAACAUACUUGUCAGAGCUGUCAUUUAUAAUUGAAUUCAGUGUGAUAAUGUUGGUUUGUCUUCAAGGCCAAAAUGAUUUGGGAAAUCAAACCAACCAAAAUGAAUCCAAGAAUUGUGGGCUUUUGCCAGUAGGAGAGUGAAGAGUUAAUGGCAUCAAUAAUUCCAACUCCUACCACGCCAACGAGAACCAGAUAUUAGAAGCACACUUUUAAAGGAUAUGGAAACGAUAAACGUGGGAACGAGUGAUAUCUGAGAAGAGAGGGACACGGACCCUUGCACUGGCUUGAUCGAGCACUUUCAGUGCAUUUUCUCCAAUCUGAUCAAUCCCAGCAUUAGCUUCCUCAGCAAAUUGGGUAAGGUAGGCUGCUCUCUCGUCCAAGAACUCAGUGAGGCGGACUUUCUGGGUCUGAAGCAUUACAAUUCUGGCAUGCAGUUCCUGCUGACGACUAUCUCCUUCAGGAACUGAAUCGGUGGACUUCUUGCAGAAGGAGAGGAUGUGGGGGUGCCUCUUCCUCUUGAGUCCGGGAAGAAGAACAGGUCGGCGGGUGAGAGUCAAGGAGGAAGAGUGUAUUGGUAUUGCUUCAAGGUGAAUCAUUUUGUCCCCCCUUCUGUAAUUUGUUUUUAUUGAUUUGAUCGAUCGAUUUAGGGUUGCCGGAAAGGAAAGAUGGAGAAGAAGAAAGGGUAAUAGUUACUGUUUAUUGAGUAUCAAUCUAUGUUUAUUGAGCAUCAAGACUAUUCUAUCGAGUAUUAGAAGUCUAUCAUGG